GUAACUUUGAUACUCAACAGCUACGCGUUGCUUAUAAGCUCUACUGUAUGCAUAUUGUUUUACAAACAUUGUCAAGAUCAGCUGUGUUUUGCAUUGAUAAUUCUUACGUGUUUGCGAUAAAAGGACAUUCUGCCAAAAUAGCUUUUAUUCUGUCGACUGACACAAGACUGGGGACUUGAUAGUGUGAACCGCCUGUAAAUCGUUCAUAUAUUUGAAAGACUGAGCAGCGAAAACACAACUUAUUAGAAGGAUGGGAAGUAGCGAAUCAACACCCCCACCACCACCGCCGAAGAAACUCACUGAUUACCCAUGGAGGACACUUUCGGGCUGGAGCGCAGAGUUUGAGAAAGCUUUAUUAACCGAGAUCAGGCAACUUGAACCGGAGGAAAAGCCGAAUUUGUUAAUAUUAGGUCCGGUUGGUGCAGGAAAAUCUAGUUAUAUCAAUUCCAUUUUAAGCAUUGGGAAAGGACGAAAAUGUGCACUUGCAUCUACAGGCGAUACGGGGGAUGCGAGCUGGACACUAGAUCUUGGGAGUUAUACAAAAGGAAGUUUACUACAGAAAUAUCGUUUGUUUGAUUCGAUGGGAAUUGAGCCAAAAGAUGGACAUGGUUUCCAUACAGAUGAUUUGAUUUUCUUGAUCAAAGGGCACGUCAAAAAGGGAUACAGAUUCAAUCCUGUAAGUCCGAUUGAUGAGAAAAGCCCGCAAUAUAGAAAGGAACCAUCAUUUCGAGAUCAGAUGCAUUGCGUCAUCUUUGUUGUCAGUGCAAUAACUAUUCAUGCUGGAAUUCCGCCAGCCUAUGUUCAGAAGAUAAAACAAUUACAAGAUAGAAUUAGACGAGAACAUGUUCCUCGUAUAUUAAUUCUGACUAAGGUGGAUGACCUAUGUGAAGAAGUGGCCAGAGAUAUCACAAAAAUGUUCAGGAGCGUUAAAGUUCAAGAAACCGUUAAAACAGCAAGUGAAGUGUUUGGCAUCGAACAGGCAUCCAUUCAUCCGGUUAAAAACUAUGAGGUUGAUGGAAAUAUAGAGACAAUGACAAACAUCCCACUGUUACUAGCCCUUAGACAGACAAUGCAGUAUGCAGCUGACAGAGUAGAAUAUGUUCUACAGGAAGAUAGCGACGACGAUUAGACAAUGAACUAUUAAAAUCAUUUCGUGUUAGCAUUAUUGUGUUCUUAACAAACGUUUCUUUGACUACCAUGUCAAACAUAACGUUUACAUUGUGUUAUAUCAUUAAACAGACUUUAACUUAUACCAUUCUAGAUAUGCUUGCGUUAUGCAAUUAUCAUAAACUACAUGUACAUACAUGAACUAAACUGAGGUAUGUACUAUCUAAAUCAUUGUAAGUGAGUUUAAUAAAUUUCAAAACUCUUCCUGAAAUUAUUUGUUUAAAUAAUUGUGGUUUAUAAAAUAUUUUGUUUUAUGGAACAUGUAUUAUUUUUAUUAUUAUAAUCAUUAGCUAUGAUUAUAUUAGAUAUGAAUUAAGCAAAAAUAAAGAUAAUUAUUUAUAAUAACAAUAAUAAUGAUGAUAAAAUGGAUGGAAAUACAAUUGUUAUGUUUGUAAAGACAUUUAUCUUGAUGUUAACACAACAUAUGUGUCUUUGAAUAAUCUAUAGAUAUGUUGUGUUUUGUUUUUUUGAAAACUUUGUUUUUCAAAUUUGUUUAAAAUACCAAUUCGUCAAUUAUUUCUUAAAACGUCAGUAUAUAAGGCUAACCAAACUGUAGUAUGCACAUGCACGUGAUGUGUUCAUUAUUAAUAUGAUAUUUUCUCAAUUGAGUAAAAUAUGGAAUAAAUUUUCACGAAACGAAACUUGAUUUAAUUUUAUAUUUCACAAUAAACGUAAAAAUACAACUUUUUAUUCAAUCUGAUUUUCAAGAAAAAAAAAGAAAAAAACAACAAUCAAUAAAUGAGCCGUGUCAUGACAAGACUGAGCGGAUGCGAAGGCUGGUCUGGGUCCAUGCUGGUCGCAUACGCACUAUGUUGGUUUUGUCGGGAAACGGCUCAAAUAUUGUUUACAGCUACGUAGUUGCAAAUGAACAUCGCGCAGGUAUCGAUAACAAUUUAUAGGUGUGUGCGGCGUUUUAAAAAAAAUCUUGAACUGUCUUAAGAAAGAAAACAUUACCAAAUAAUAUCUGAAAGUCAAAUAAAUAGCUUAAGCUACUGACUGCUACAUUUAACAUCUGAGAAAUUAGUCCCAAACAUAAAUUUGACCUCUGACUCCGCCCACUUUUAUGUUUAUUUUUCAUAUUAUUUUUGUUUUGUCAUUAAAGAUAUGUAAACAUUUACAUUUGAUUGGUAUUGCAAAAUAUAAGAUUUUGACUAAACUAAUGUAUUGUUAUAAUUAAUCAAUAAUGAAUUAUGCUGAUUUUUAGAAUAUUUUACGCAAAGAUUACUGACUAUAUAAAUGUUGUAUAUCACAUGAAAUGUGAUGUACAGUAUAUCAGUAUUGGUAAUAUACAUGGAAGAAAGUAUCAGUAUUUCGUUGGUUGCUUUAUUUUAAACAGAAAUACAAUGUUUUCAAAUAAUUGACAUGUUUAUGACUAAAAUACGUUCAACUUUGUUGAUUAGAUAUGUUAUUACAGAUUAUAAUAAACUCAUUAUCAAAACGUA
Messenger RNA from Ruditapes philippinarum (Manila clam), 2609 nucleotides. Its product is annotated as interferon-induced protein 44-like. NCBI's taxonomy places the organism in Eukaryota, Metazoa, Mollusca, Bivalvia, Venerida, Veneridae. The record is from RefSeq and is a predicted model, not a curated record. The coding region runs from base 251 to 1129 and encodes 292 amino acids. The transcript has 6 exons.